Molecule: messenger RNA, 7312 nt
Organism: Camelus dromedarius (Arabian camel)
Lineage: Eukaryota; Metazoa; Chordata; Mammalia; Artiodactyla; Camelidae
Gene: PLSCR3
Product: phospholipid scramblase 3
Exons: 7
Coding region: 5772-6665 (297 amino acids)
Biological process (GO): plasma membrane phospholipid scrambling
Cellular component (GO): plasma membrane
Molecular function (GO): phospholipid scramblase activity
Source: RefSeq, a predicted model, not a curated record
GUUCUUAAACAGAUGGGCAUUAGGGUCGUAAAGAAUGCUUGAAAUAAUGCAGAUUCUUACUGAGGCCCUCUCCGGGGCCUGGGAAUCUAUAUUUUAAUAAGUUUAUUGUGUGCUUCUGAUGCUCACUAGCAUUAAUACUAGAUUACUGUAGGGUAGAGGUUUUCAGCCCUGUCAUUUCACAUAUUUAUUGAGCACCUACUUACUCUAGAAGUCAGGGGUAAGGCAAGGCAGGACAGGAGGAGUGUCAUUAGUUACAGAAUACUUUGGGGUUCACAGCAGGGACAGAACAUCAUGCAUUGGGGUCAGAAAAUACUUCACAGUGUUUGAGAUGAUCCUUAAAAAGAGCUCUGUUGUGUGACUGACACAUAGUGAAGAAAGAGACAGUAGUGGGAGGGGAGAGGUUUGCAGCUACAUGAGCCCAUCAGUCCACAUGAGUUUCUGAGUUAGACAGAAAAGGAGUGAGAAACAGUAGCAAGACAGGCUGGAGUAGCACCCACAGCAGAGAACCGGACGGUCCUUAGGGGGCAAUAUUUAUUAAGCCAGUGCUCAUCAAAUGUUGGUCAUGUAUCAGACAGACAGACAUUACAAGGGAAAUAAACUGUGAGCAAGACAGACACCAUCCUUUCCCUUGUGGAAUUUCCCAUCUUGUAGUGGAAACAGACAACUAAACACAAAUAUACCACUGUGAGUUGUGCUAUGUGCUUGAAGGGAAAGGAAAGGGAGGCUGGAAAAAUGGAGCAGCAGAGAGUGUGCCUCAUUAGAUGGGAAGGCCUCACAGAGGAGGUCCUAUUGAAGCCAGAACUAACCAUGGGCAGAGUGGAAGGGACGUGUAUUCUAGGCGGAAAGAAUACCUGGUAAAACAGGCCGAAAUGGGGCAGUUUGAAAUCCUUGAGGCAGGAGAGAAUUGGGUGAGUUGGAGAGAGAGAGCAAAAGCCAUGUGGCUGACAUGUAGUGAUGAGGGGGGUCCCUGAUGGCCAGGGUCAGCCUUGCAGGCAGUGAUGGACUUUAUUUGCAGUGCAGUAGUAAGUCACUGAAAGGUUUAAAGAGACAGUGCUAGGAUCUGAUUUAUAUGUUUAAAAAAUCUGGAGAACCAAUUAGGACAGCAAGGAUGGCAACAGGGAGACCAGUCAGGAGGCCACUGAACAGGUCCAGGCGUGAGAUGAUGAUGUGGCUUAGCUGAGGGUGAAAGAGGUAGUGAAAAAAGGUCCAAUUCAGAAUAUAUUUUGAAGACUGUGCUGUUAGGACUUGCUGAUGGAUUAGCUAUUAACAGGUGGAUGAAAGGGCGAUUCCUGGUUUACACAGCUGGUCGGCUGGAGGUGCUGUAACACUGAAGGCAGGGGCAGAUCAGGUCAGUUUUGGACAUGUUGCUUCUGACCUGAGAGACAUCCCAGCGGAGGCACUAAGCAGGUAGUUGGGGGAGCUCAGGGAGAUAUCUGAGCUUGGGAGAGAGGUCUGGCCUCAAGUUUACUCUGCAACCCACUCUUGGGAGAGAGAUCUGGCCUCAAGUUUACUCUUCCAUCCCAUCUCUUCCCCCUAAAUGCCUUGGAAGGAUCCCAUGAAUCACUAGGACUUCCUGGUUGCCAGACCCAGUGGAUGACUUUCAGUCUCAUCCUCCUCAGCCUCUGCAGCAUUUGACACAGUUGGCCACACUGUCCUCAAACAUCCUGUUCCUUCCCUGACACCAGUCUGCUGGUCUUCCCUGUCUCUGGCUGCUUUGCCAGCUUCUCGUCUACCCAGUUUAAAUCAAUGGUUUCCAAAUUUUAAUGGAAAAAAAAAAAACUAUGUGUACAUGUUUUGUUUCACCUUUUAAAAUUUCUAUUUUUGUGGAUGUUUUAUAAACAUGUGGAUAGCUGUAUAGCAUGCUGGGGCUGCAUAUUUAAUUUUUCUGAAGGUAUGCAUUCAAAAGAAACCAUUUUUCUGAGUGAGGGGAUUUGUAGGUAAGCUCAUUUGGCCCCAAAAUCUUAAUGCCAAUCUGCAUUCUUUUUAAUCCAGAAUGUAUCUCCCAUCCUAGUCCCUACUGAGCUCCAGAUCCCUGUAGCAGCACAGUGUAGCAGCGUUCAGUGGAGACCUGCAGGAGUUUGGUAGUGAGGAGGGAGAGGGGUGUGUUCCAGAACAAAGUGAGAGCUUUGGAAGCAAGAGAGAGCCCAGUGCAUUUGAGGCCUGAAAAAAUUCCUGGUGGCUGGCUUGAAGAUCGUGAGAGGGUCAGUAGAGAAAGAUGAGGACAGAAGGGGCCAAAGGGUGAAGUGCCUUGUGCCAAGAGGUUGGACUCUCUUCUGAGGGCAAUGGGGAGCCACUGAAGCAUUUAUAUCCAGGGAGGAGGCAUGACUUGAGGUGUAUUAGUAGAGGAUCACAGUAGUUUUUAGUUUUAAAGAUAAGUAAAGUAAGGCCUCAGAGGGGACCUCCAGAGCAGCCCAGAGAGCUAGUGACAGAGCCACCAUGACCCCCAGGCUUGUACCUCCCAGUCCAGUGCUGCAGAAUGUCCAUCCUUCAUCUCAGGCAGUGUCUGGGGCGCAGGGAACCUCCAGGUGGAGGAGACCAUGACACCUGGAACCACCAUCCAUGUAAAGUAUCCCUAAUACCUUUGCUUUGGUCCUGCCAGUGGGCUGGACUCUUAAGGAACCAAGAUAAAUAAGGCCCACUUGAUAAUUGGUCCUAUUAUUACUCUGCACUGUGUUCAGUCUUCUCAGCAGUUGUGCAAGUUAGUGGCAAGUGAAGCUAAGAGAGGUGAACUUGUUCUGUAUCAUACAGCUAGGGCCUGAGGAAGCUGUGAUUCAAACCCUCUUCUGUCCAGAUCCCAAAGCUAAAUUCUUUCCUUUUUGUACAAACCAGGAAACUCAGAUUUCAGCAGUGAAGACAGGCCCUUUAAAAUACAAUUUGAUACAAUGUGUUUACUGUUACAAGUAGAUACUGAAGUGGGCUUGUUUUGCCUUUGGAGACUGCUUAAGACUUUGGUCCAUUUGCUGGGUUUUCAGCAUGCAUAGUUCACCAGGAAAAAGGGACAAGAUCAUAAUGGUGACUCGUCAAGAGGGAGAACAGGAGUGCCUGGAGCUCAGGAUGUAGUGGGCAGGCAGGAAAUGACCAAACAAUAAGAGUGAAGGGUCUCCUGGGCCAAGCUUGAGUCAACUUUGACUUCCCUUUUCCUCACAGCCUAUAUCCAAGCCAUCAUCAAGUCCUAUUGGCUCAAAUACCUAACUGCAAACUGACCAUUUCUCACCACCUCCAUUGCUAGUACGCUAGCACCUGGUCCACACCACCAUCAUAUAUCAUCUAGCUUUUUGCAAGAACUUCCUUUUGCCCUUGCCUACAUACAGCCUACUCAACAAAACAGCCAGAGAGAGAGAGAGAGAGAGAGAGAGAGAGAGAAAGAGCCUUCUAACACAGUCAUCCUCAGCCUUAACUGCAAUUUAAAAUAUGCUGGGGAAUUCUCAAAAAGUUCCUGUGUCUGCACCUCACCCCAGAUAUUCUAACUUAAUUGAUGUGAAGUGUAGCUCAGGCAGAGGUAUUUUUAAAGCACCCCAGAUGAUUCUAACUUGUGGCCACAAUUGAGGACCACUGUUUCAGUAUGUAAAUCUCAUACGUCUCUGGCCAAACCCUCCAACACUUCCCAUUUCACUCAGAAUCUAAGACAAUGAUCUACAGGACCGUAUGUGAUCUGGCCUCCAGUGACUUCUCUUCAGUCCCCCUUGUUCAUUCCACUCCAACUUCAUUGGCCUUUUGGUUCAUCGAACAAACAAGGCACACUUCUACCUCAGGGCCUUUGCCCUUGUUCCCACUGCCUGAAACACCUAGAAGCCUGCAUGGCUUAAUCCUUAACCCCCUUUAGGUCUUUUGCUCAACCAUUGGCUUCUUGGUGAUGCCUUCCUCGUCCACCCUCUUCAAAACUGCAACUCCUGCCCACCAUUCUCUAUCCUUCUUAUCCUGUUCUAUUUUUCUUUAUAGUACUUGUCACUGUCUGACUUCUGGUGUAUUUUUUGUAUAUUGUCUGUCUCUUCUCCACUAAUCGGGAGUUUUUGUUAAUUUCUUAAAAAACAGCUAUAUACACCUAUUACCUUAAAUGCUGUCUGACUAAAUCUCUGUUGAAUAACUGAACUUCUGUGUAUUUGUCUGUUUUGGUAGUGGCUGGCUCAUGGUUUGAGCCAGGUAGAAUCAGAGGCACUAAGCGAUACCAGGGGAGAGGUGAGACACUUGGGUUUGAAGCAGAUGGUGACUGAAGCUGUGGGACCAGCCCAGAGGAAUAUGGACAUCGGGACAAAGGAGCCGCCAAAUGUGCUUCUCUCCAAGUUCAUCUUGAUGUGUGAGACCUCCAUUUGCCUGGUUACUAGACAGGCACCUGGGGUCAUCCUGGACUCCUCAUCUCCACAUCUCACCUCCUAAACAAGUUCUAUAUUAUUGUCUCAAUAUCUCCAAAGUCUGCCACUUCCUUCCAUCCACCCUUUCACAGAUAUCCUCUCCCCUAGACUACUGCCAACAACUCAGCCUGGGUGCCUCUGUUGUUCUCUGCCAAGCGGUUUAAAUGGUUUUCCUAAAACAUUUGACCUCCCUGUCUGAAAAUCUUUCACUGGGCUCCCUUCUGCCCUUGAGCCCAAAUCCCAGCUUCCACAAGGCCCUCUGUGCACGCGGACUGGACUCCCUCUCUAAACUCAUCUUUUGUCACUCAGCCCCUAAGGCUCAGGACUUCCUCACACCUGCGGGCCUCGGCUCAGAACCCAGACAAAGCGAGUGAAACGACUCUUCUUGGAAGCCUUUCCUGCUGACCGCGCUGCCUCUUCUAGCCCCCCUGAGCCUCACCUCCCGCACACUCAUUAAUGACACUGGCAGCCUGUCCCCUGUGUGGCUCGGGGCGCUUGUAGGAAGUACUGUAAUUGCAAGAUGUCUGUGUGGGUCAUUGCGUCAGGGAGAGGAGACUGGCGAGGUAGCCCCAGGGAGGCAGAAAGGGAGCCAGGAGCCAGUCCUAGAAGCCAGUGGGUGAGUGUGCAGGGUGUUCCGCUGCGUCAGCGAGGCCCGAACCGCCCUCGGGAGGAGGAGCCUGGGGUCCAGCGCCGCGCAAGCGGCCCUGGUUCCCACCCAGGGGCACUGAGCGCUCUGCGCCCUCAGACCUGGCGGGGGUCGCAGGGCUUGGUCUCACCUGGCUGCCCUCCCCAGGCGAGCUUCCUCUCGGCUUCUGCAUCCGAGCGGAAGGGGUGGACACGCCAGCUAAGCCGAAGAGUCGGUGGCCUGGGGUCCGAGGCCCCACAGGAGAACCGGCAUUCUUUCUGCGCAAGCGCGACUCUUAGGCCGGGAGGGGCGGGGCCUGGACGGGUCGGGGGCGGAGUCAGCCUCUGGGCCCGCCUCCACUAGCUCCCGUGAGCAGCCAAGUGCUGGGCACCCGGGCUAUUCUAGGGUCUUCAGGUGAGCUGGGGGCACAGAGGGGUUCGGAGACCUCCCUCGAGGUCGGGCCGUCGGUCUGACCGCGGGUCCAUCUGUCCUGCCGUCUGCCAACAGCCACAUCCGCGGAAAAUGGGAGAACAAAGGGAGGGGGCGGUUCUGGGGCCCCUGAGGGAAUCCAGGGUCCCAGGGCCCCCGCCCUGCCACCUGACACUUUCGGUUUCUCCCCGAGUCAGACGCGCCGCCCUAGAGACCCUGGGCUGGCGCUGGGCGCAGCUGCCUCUCCGCGUUUGCCUGUCCGUCUUUGUGUCUGUCUCUGUGUCUGUCUGGCUGUCUCCGAGCUUGCCUCCACUUCUAGAACUAAGCCUCUGGGACACCGACAUCCCACGAACCCUCGCCCUUUUCCCAUGGCAGGCUACUUGCCCCCAAAAGGCUACGCCCCUUCGCCCCCACCUCCCUAUCCUGUGACCGCUGGGUACCCGGAGCCGGCGCUGCAUCCUGGGCCCGGGCUGGGGCAGGCGCCAGUGCCCGCCCACGUGCCAGCCCCUGCGCCUGGCUUCGCUGUCUUCCCCUCACCCGCCCCUGGGGCCCCGGGGCCGGCUACCCCCUUCUUGCCACUGCCAGGAGUGCCUUUUGGCCUCGAAUUCCUGGUGCAGAUUGAUCAGAUCUUGAUUCACCAGAAGGCUGAGCGGGUGGAAACGCUCCUGGGCCGGGAGACUUGUAACCGGUACGAACUGCGCUCAGGGGCUGGACAGCCUCUGGGUCAGGCGGCAGAGGAAAGCAACUGCUGCGCUCGUCUGUGCUGUGGAGCCCGCCGGCCCCUGCGUGUCCGCCUGGUGGACCCCGGGGACCGAGAGGUGCUGCGCCUGAUCCGCCCCCUCCACUGUGGCUGCAGCUGCUGUCCGUGUGGCCUCCAGGAGAUGGAAGUACAGGCUCCACCUGGCACCACCAUUGGCCAUGUUCUACAGACCUGGCACCCCUUCAUCCCCAAGUUCUCCAUCCAGGAUGCUGAUCGCCAGACUGUCCUGCGAGUGGUGGGGCCCUGCUGGACCUGUGGCUGUGGCACAGAUACCAACUUUGAGGUGAAGACUCCCGAUGAAUCCCGCAGUGUGGGCCGCAUCAGCAAGCAGUGGGGGGGGCUGCUUCAAGAAGCCCUCACGGAUGCAGACGACUUUGGCCUGCAGUUCCCGCUGGACCUGGACGUGAGGGUGAAGGCUGUGCUGCUGGGAGCCACGUUCCUCAUUGACUACAUGUUCUUCGAGAAGCGAGGAGGCGAUGGGCCCUCUGCCGUCACCAGUUAGAGGCCACCUCAGGGUGAGGAGACCAUCAAAUCAACCAGAAUUCAAGAUGGUCGCCUGCCCCGACCCCUCCUCGGAGGCAGUCCCUUUCCUCCAUGUACGCUUCAGGGAAGAGACAGGGGUGCCUGAGAGGCUGGGGGCGUGGUGGCCCAUUCCUCCCCUAGUCCCCUGGCCUCCUUCACUUGUGGCCCCUAUAGAAGCGUAUGUAUGCGAGCCCUUCCCUGCUGCCUCCCACCAGCGUCCAGCCGUCCCUCAGCACACAGGCAUGUCGGCUUCUGAACUUUCCCUACCCACUGCCUCCCACUUCCUUCCCGAGCCUCUGCUCCAGGCAAGGCCUCUGGAAUGCAGGGCUCUGGGGCUCUAUGACAGGGCUGGGGUGGGGAAGGUUAAGCAGCACCAAAUACGGCAGCCAUGCCCCCUUCCCCGCAUCAGCUUGGCAAUUAGUUCGGCCCCAGACCAUGGCACUCUGAGGGGAUCCCCACCUCCCCACCAACAGUCGUAGGGCCUAGGGCCCAGGGCCAACUUCCUCCCACAGCUGGUGCUUGCUGCAACUUCCUGUGCCUUACUGAACCACCCCUCCCUUCCCCUGCCCUAGGAAGGAGGCUGCAUCUUUGUAUGUUAUAUUCAUAUAAACUUUGUAACUUUUUGGA